AUGAACGCACCUCCUACCUUCGAAUCAUUUCUCUUAUACGAUGGAGAAAAGAAGGUUCAAAAGGAAGAAGAUACUAAAGUUACAAAUGCAGCCAUAUUUACUGUAAACAAAGAAGAUCACACAUUAGGAAAUAUGAUUCGCCACCAACUCUUAAAAGAUCCGAAGGUACUUUUUGCGGGAUAUAAAGUGCCUCAUCCUUUAGAACACAAAUUUGUACUACGGAUUCAAACUACAUCAGAUUACACUCCACAGGAAGCUUUCAUGAAUGCUAUAACCGAUCUUACUUCAGAGUUAUCACUCUUUGAAGAACGAUUUAAAGAAGCGAUCAAAGAGAAGAAGGAUGGUUUGGAU
Brenthis ino (lesser marbled fritillary) is the source of this 351-nucleotide messenger RNA. NCBI's taxonomy places the organism in Eukaryota, Metazoa, Arthropoda, Insecta, Lepidoptera, Nymphalidae. The record is from the annotation of a GenBank genome assembly.